AAGUAACCAAAAAAAUAAAUAAAUAAAUAAAACAUUUAGAUUAAUGCCAACUUAAAGAAAAAAACACUUCUUAAUUUUCUGUCACUGAGUUGGUAUUGAAGUGCUCGAUUGUGCGAAGCGAUGCUGUAGUUAAAACAUGCAACGUUAAGCAUUAUGCCGUAUAAUGCGCUCUAGUGUUGUAAUUGGAAAACUACCAUAAAUGCCAAACAAGUUUGCGAAUAGGCCGGCUCGAUGAGUAAUGCGGAAAAGGCAUAAUAAUUUAACAGUGGCAACAACACACUUUCCAAAUGUCAUUGUCAUGUCAUGUCAUUUGAUGUCAGAUGGAAAAACAAUGUGUGAGUGAGCGAGUGAUAAUAGAAAAUAUGGCUAAGUCCAAAAGUUGAUUAGAUUAUUUAUUAUUUAUCCAGCAAAUUUUAUUAAAAAGUAACCAUUGGCUUACAUUGCUUGUUUUCAAAAUGACCCAUGUUGAGAAACGUCAGCCGCGUCCUGGAAAAGAAUCCAUACAUUCGGGUCAUUUUAUGGUGUCGCACUUUGAAGCUGAAGCUCAAGAUGAAUUCGACGACUUGGCAGUUCCUGUCCCUGACGAGGAGCAGAAUGUGCAAAAAGCUGCAGUAGUAGCAACUUAUGCGGUCCCUGGAUUAAAGGAACAAUUUCCACCUUUUGAUAAGAAGGAGAAUAAACAACAGCUUUCUAUUGAAAUAUCUCUCACAAAACUAUUCAAAUGCAUGACUCUUGCUUACAGACAAAAACUUACAUCGCCAAAAUGGAAUCGUUUCAAAGGUAUAAAGCUCCGGUGGAAGGACAAAAUCAGACUGAACAAUGUUAUAUGGAGGUGCUGGCACAUGCAAUUUAUAAAGAAGCAAAAUACUUUGGUGUGCCAGUUCGCGUCGCCGUUGGAUGUCGACACUCACGUGAAACCAGAGACAACCAUAUUGGAAGGUAAAUAUUGGAAAAGAAGAGCCGAAGCAGUAAUAGCAGAAUAUAAAAAAUGGCGCAUGUUUCAUAUAAUGCGGCUCCUCGGCAAGGGGGAUACCGCGGUACAGGACAACAUCUCAGAUAUGGACACUGUUUUGUCGUUCUCGCAAUGCAGCGACUUGGCGGAAAACAUGCUCACGGAUGAAGACUACCUGAACUUUAUGAGUGACACACUGUUCACGACUAUCACUAACCACCAGCCUUUCGCCUUUCCCGAUUGCAGGGAGAUUGCGAGGGGCGCGAGCUUAGCUGAUUUCAUUCAGCCGAGUCUAGGGCCUCUGCAGCCGAAUCUUGAUGAUUUUAUGGACACAUUAGAACCGCUGCAAGAGCUUUUUUCCGCGACGCCGCGAUUGCCGCCAGUGCCCGAAGAGAGCGCGCUUCCUUCAGAGGAUUCAUAUCGUAGCGGUAUGUCCGUGGAUACGUACGGACAGUCGUACAUUGCUAUUAGUCAAAGCAACGCCGUUACCAUGCCUACCAGCCAAGGGUCUUUACAUGGAGGUACAAGUAGCAACACUCAGAUGAUGGUAUCGGGGGAUAGUGUGAAGAGCGAACAGUUGCGCUACGAAAGUGCCAGAAUGUUCGGCCAAGAGAUGCCAGCCAUGAUGUCAGAGAUGGGCGUUUAUUCUUACGACGACGCGCACAUGCCAAACGUAUUCGCCAAGCGGAGCCAACCGACCAAAAUUGUGCCGCAAUCUGAACCUUAUUAUAAAUACAAUACGGGCGUGCCGCCAUCGCAGACCGCUCCGGAAACGGUGACAUUACUCCAGCAACCAGUUCAGAAUCCGAAGUACACUUCCAUAGGGGCGGGGCGAGGAUACUCGGCGAGAGAUAAGCCCCGCCUGUCUCGCGGUGCGCACUACGGCCCGCAGUAUGCUGCCGUGAGCUACGCUCCGCCCGCCCCAGGGCCCGCGCGCCCUGUAGAGCAACGGCAAUCGUCUCCGCAGCUACAGUACUUGCAGCCAGCGGAAGGGUACAAACCGAAGCCGCCACAGAACAACACGCGUCCUUUUAAGAUGCCUUCGCCACCAUUAGCGCCGUCCCCUACGCAGCACCAUCCGUUAGCGAGUGUGAACUCGCCCGCGUCGGGAUCACGUCCUCAAGAGCAGUACAGAUCGCAUAGUUUACCGCUGGGAGCUCAUCUCAAUGCUGAUUGGUCGCUGGCGGCCCCGCCCACUACCACGCCCCCCUCUCAUGAACUGCAGAGACGAGACCACACGCCGAGGCCGCGCGAAAGUACAAGCAGCGUACGAAUGCGAUCUCGAUCGACAUCCGGGGGUGUAGGGGCGGGGGAAGGAGGGGGAGGGAGACUACCUCCACCCCUCAACAGCGUGGCGUCAGAGCCAAGUCUGCCGCAAGCGAGCGUCAUGCUCGCCCAACUUCUGUCCGCUCAGCACUCUAAAAGCUCAUAUAAGCUUAAUAGUAGUACAGAAGAAGGCCUACUAGGCACUGACCCCACGAGAUCACCCAUUAGGAAAGGUCAACCGUCACCUAUUGGCAGCGACGUCAUGUCACCACAUCAAUCAUUAUCGCCGCCCACGUCGCCGGGCUCGCCUCGCGCCGGUUCUCCGCGUGAGCCGCGGCGCACUCACUUGCACGCGGAGCAGAAGCGGCGCUACAACAUCAAGAACGGGUUCGAUACCCUGCAGGCGCUAAUACCACACCUCAACGCGAACCCAGCGGCUAAGAUAAGUAAAGCAGCUAUGUUACAAAAGGGAGCAGAAUAUAUAAAACUGCUAAAAGCAGAAAGAAAUCAAAUAAAAGAAGAAAUGGAAAGUUUGAAACAGCAAACGGAAAGCUUAAAUAAUUCUAUCUCCAACUGCCACUCGAUGUUACCGGCGACGGGAGCUCCAGUAUCGAGAGCCCGCGCCGGCCGCCUUCGUGAAAUGUUUGCGAGGCACGUCGCCAAUCGCACCAUGCACAAUUGGAAGUAUUGGCUCUUUAGCGUAGUAGCAGCGGCGCUAGUGGACUCGUUUAGCGCAUGCGUAUCCUGUGGAAGCGGCGCGGAUCUGGUGCGAACCACUCUUCUAUGGGCCGAGCAACACUGCUCGCUUGUCGAGAUGAGACCCGCGGUGCUAAACUCCCUCCGAGUGUUGUGCACCACUACGGACAUCCUAACGAACCCCGAGCGGCUGCCUGAAGAGGCGCGUCAGGCAGUCGCUGCCAGCGCCGGCGUCAAAUCCGAGCCCACGUAACCAGACAUUAACCAACACAGCCCUCUACCGGUCAUGGUGAUGAACAUACCUGAGGCAGAGAACAACUAUAGAAAACUCGUAAAGUUUGAAUACUUAUUUCAAUAAAGCUCUAAUACAUUUGUUCCUGAUUUUCUCAACCCUAUUUUCAAAUCUGGAACCCCCGGUCCACUUACGAUUUGCACUCCCCUUGGUUACAUUAUUUGAAGAAAUUGCGAGAAACACUACGAAAAGCAUAAAAUGUUGUGUCUACUUCACUGUCGACCACUUCCAACGACAAAUCUACGUAUACUGGGCGGUAACACAUAUCGAAUUGUGUUCCUAAGAAGUUCUUGUAUGCUUUGUUAAUUUACGUCCACACGUACGAAGUACAUUCGUACACGCCUUUACAUCUUUACACGGGCCGUACUUAUUUAAAUUGCUUUUUGUAUAAACAUUAGUCGAGCUUUGGAAUAUUAGAUACAUUGAUUACGUCCGUCAAACUUGGUCAAUGAAUGGUGCCUUUCUAAAUAUAUGUAUAUAUACUAAUUUUUAAAUCUAUUUAUUAAAGAGAGUCUUAUUUAACAAUCUAACUUCUGGAUUUACUUAAAAAUAAAGCAACUCUUUAAAUAAAUAAUAAAUCCAUUAAACGGAAGUGGACCAUAUAGUAUACCCUAGGGAGCAAGGGCAGAUCACUAGUGUAUUAAAAUAAGAAUCUCUUAAAUAAACAGACUAAUAGUUUACAGACUAUAUACGUAAUUACUAUACCACGUAUUUUAUCUAAAAUGAAUUAUUUUUACAAUGUUUACACAAUUAAAUCAAUAUAACAUUAUUAUGCAAUCAAUAUUAUUUAUUUCCUCAAAAAUAUGAAUAUAAAUAUUAUUAGGUAUUAAGAGGAACAUCAGUCGUACGUUUCAUGCUAAGAAAAUUAUAAUUGAAGGAAAUUGUUGUAAAAAGCAUUGUAUUGUUGUUGAGGUUGUUAUUAUUUGAAUAACUGUUCGCACCACACUGGUAGGGAUGCACGCCUUAGUUAUAAAUUGUUGUUAAAUAUAUUUAAUAAUUAUUAUUUUAACAGUUUGGUGCAGAGCUUUUAUGUAUAAACAGAAAGUACCUAAAUAUAUGUUUUUUAUGUCGUUUACUACCUAUAUAAAUUAUAUCUUUCAUCUAUUUCCUAUAUCUAUUUUUACUAAACUCGGACUUUAUAAUAUACUAUAUUAACAUUAUAAUAUAUUAUAUUAAUGUACAUAUUAUUAUACUCAUUAUAAUAGAAAUUGGACUUCUUUAGCGUAGACUAGCUCUGAACCAAGACUGUGAUAUGUACAAAUUAUAUCUCAUAUAGAGUUGUUGAUUUCUUGCGUGUUACUUAUAUAUUUCAUGAGGAGUACUAUGUGGGUUUAUUGCAGGACUUUUGUAUUGUUGUGACUUAAAUUGAAGUGUUAAUGCUUCGGCCAUUGAAAAUAUAAUCUUGGAUAUUACAAAUAAAACGCAACUGUCAACACACACGAGAGAUUAAAUAGCAAAAUGCCAUCUCGAAUAUGUAAGCCAAUGGUCCGAAACUCGAAAGAUUUUUUAAUUUGUUAUAUUCUAAUUUAUUAUGAUACAUAAAUUCAAGCCCUGGCAGAGGUGAAAUUAUAUGUAUUGAAUAAUAUGAAAAUUGUAAAUUAUUAAAGCUGCAUCUUAGCUGAAAAUGCAUUCUUUUAGAUUUCUUGCAUGCAUGCAAUGCAUUAAAUGUUGACUUUGAAAUAGUUUAAGUAGGUCAGGAAACGGGAUACGAUAAAGCUUUUUAUCGAGUCUCAACUGUCAAACUCCACUGUAGUCUGACAGUUAAUGCCGAUAUAUCGCUUUAUCAUAUUUCGUUUCCCGUUUCGGUGGUCAUAUUAGAGGUGCAGGUAUACUUUGCUUAGUAUUUAUUUUAAAAAGCUUUCGAGUAUUCGGCAGUUAGCGAACGUUUUAUUUGUAUUUUCUUUUAUAGAGAUAUUAAUUAACUUAAUGUGCGAAUUGUUGGUGUUCACUAAUUGUUAAACUGAGCCGAAUUUAAAAGUUUCUUACUUAACGCACAAUCUAUAUGUGUAGUUUUUAUGAAUGUUGUUGUAAUUUGAGCAUUUAUAUUAAUUAUAUAAGUUGCCUUUAGACCUUAAGGUGGCAGAUAACUUUACGCGUUAAGAAACUAAAAUAAAUACAUUCGUCCGCGAUAUAGAUUUUUUUAUAAAUAAUAUUAACUUAAAUAAUAACAACAAAAAGUACCUGUUUGGCUUUGAACAAUAUGACGGUAGCUCGAUGUCCAAAAUAUUAAUUAAAAUCAACAUGCGUAUACAGUAUCAGGCCAUUUAUAAGUCGCAUCGUGCUUUAGAGGGAGGUAAUCGGCUAGCUUCGGCUCUCCGUGUCAUUUUACUAAUCAGAUUCUAAAUUCUCAAUUCCUUCCAUAUCACUAUGUGAGCUCUCAACCUCGCCAUCGCUGUCACUUUCGCUCGUAUUUAUAUUAUUAUAGCCUAUCAGUAAAAUUGUCUAAAUGAUGUUCAGUUUAUCGAUAUUAAUUUUCACAUUUUAUUACGUGUUCACAAUCACAAACAUUUUUCCACUUCUCAGCUCCAAUCAUGUUUACUUUUUCAGUCAAUAAAUUUUUCACCAAAUUCAAAUUCAUAUCUACAUUUCUAGAGGCUACAUAGCCUUUUUAAUUGAGACCAUAUAUUUUCAAUAGGAUUGAAAUCCGGGUGAUGUGGCGGCAAUCGCAACGUAGUGUGCCCAUGUUCUGCAAGUAUUUUGUCUACGGAAAACUCUGUAAAAUUUUCCUUGUGGCGACAUAUAAUAGCAUAAAUCUGUGGUUUGUCAAAUUUGGAUCAACUGGAAUGUUAUAUGUGUUUAACCAGUUUAUCAUUUCCUGUUUUAAAGUGUUGGAAUUUGGGGGUCUUUCUACAUAUUUAUUAUGAAUGAUUAGCGAAUGUCGAUAACCAGAACGGAGUUAUUGGGUAUAUUUGGUAUUAAUUGAUUAAGCAGCCAUUUCGCAUAGUUUUCAUUAUUCAUCUCUUUGUGGUAAUCGCCUGUGGUAUCUGUGGAUUAAUUGAAUAUGUUAAAGAAGCACCGGGAACAAAAACUUUUUCGUCGCCUGCAUGAACUAUUAUCAACCGUUGACCCUUUGAAAUUGGCUUCUUUACUCCUAUUUUUUUUAUCAUCAAUCCAACUUUUGUCUUUUGUGUGGGAUGUAUGUAUGUAAGACUCAUCCAUAUAAAUUAUUUUUCUUCCUUCAUUGCGAAAAUUGCAUUUUUUAUCUUGGUAUUCAAUUCGUUUGAGUUUUACAUCAUGUUUUUCCUUUAACACUUUUCUGUUAUCUUCCAUUUUAGUGAACCGAAAUCCCAUCUCUAGAAGAUUUUUUAUCAACGUCUUUUCAGAUCCAUUAUAGUUAAUAAGCCUCAGAUAAUUUGAUUUUCAACGAUUUAAUUGUCAGCAAUUCAUUAAAUCUUAAGUGAAAAUAAUACACCAUUCUCCGAACAACAUCAUAAUCAAAGUCAUCUAUAUCCAAACGGUGUCGCUUUUUUUGUUGCCCUUUUUUGGGAGUACUAAACUUAAAUGAAGUGGAUGGUGCAUCAAUAUCAGCUUCCUCAGCUUCAUUUUAUAUAUUUCUGACAGUUUUUCUUGAAAUUCCAGUAGCACUCGCAACUCGCUCUUGAUACUUCAUAAAAUAAUUACUGCCAUCAUCAUCCUUAAUUUUUUUACUUUCUUCACGAAAUAUUUAUAUACAUUGUAAACAAUUUCGCGAGACUAUCCGUGCAAAGGUUUCCCACUUUUUAUUUUAGAUGCCAUGAAUAUUUUUUUGUUGUUGGUUUUAGCAACUCUGUAUAUAUAUUUGAAGAAGAACGCGACUGCUCUUUAGCGACGUUAAACUAUGACUGACAAGUCAGCGACUAAGCGUCAGGUUGACAGGGGUGACAGAGACGGCGCUAUACGAAGCCAAAGCUAGCCGAGUACCUCUUUCUAAAGCACGAAGUGACUUAUAAAUGGCUGGGUACUGUACACGGUCUUUGUUUGAUAAUAGUAAUUAUGUUAUUUAAUAGUCUUCAUAAUAUACUUAUCGUAUAUGUUGGUAUACAUAGUAUACAUAAAGUGUCCUGAUUCAGUGCCUUUAAUACUUACUUUAAUUUUAAUAGCCUACAUCGAGUUAUUUUUGCCAAAGAAUUAUAGCUAAUUUUAAACAUAAUUGAGGUCUUAGUACAUUACAGCAACUCAACUUCAACUCCAAUUUAACUCUCGUAUCGAAAUAUUUAAUUAAUUGUACGCUUCGAACAUUGAAAAUUUCAAAACUCCAACUUUACCGUCAUAUAAAGAUCCCAUUUCAAUGCAAAAGCAUUCGACUUUAAGUCGAAUUAGUGCAAUCAGGGCUUGUUUACCGGUUAAUUUUCAAACCUAAAUCAGUAUCAAGUACAUUAGGAGCGUUUUAUUUAGGAUUGGCUCUACCUUUGAAGCAAUUUAGCGGUUUUUUAAAGGGUUUCAUUUCGCUCUUAAUGACGGCAUCGCCUUCGCCGUUUCAAUUUAAAUUUAUAAUGAUUUAAUGUCAGUUUCUUUCCAACUACAGAGCGAGUGAGUGAAGUAGUGUGUCAAUACACAACUACAAAAUGAAUAACUUGACUCACCUGACGCUAGCAAACGUGUCAAUAAAUCGAGCCGUUACCGCCAAAUUAUCGUACACGUUUCGACAAAAGUGU
This is a messenger RNA of Chilo suppressalis (striped riceborer), 7840 nucleotides long. The record is from the annotation of a GenBank genome assembly. Lineage: Eukaryota; Metazoa; Arthropoda; Insecta; Lepidoptera; Crambidae.